Chenopodium quinoa (quinoa) is the source of this 2944-nucleotide messenger RNA. Its product is annotated as glutamate receptor 2.9-like. The transcript has 5 exons. Gene Ontology annotation, molecular function: ligand-gated monoatomic ion channel activity; signaling receptor activity. Gene Ontology annotation, cellular component: plasma membrane. Bases 35 to 2686 code for a protein of 883 amino acids. The record is from RefSeq and is a predicted model, not a curated record. NCBI's taxonomy places the organism in Eukaryota, Viridiplantae, Streptophyta, Magnoliopsida, Caryophyllales, Amaranthaceae.
AUUUACAAGAAGACUUUUUAAAAGUUACAUAACUAUGCCUUCUGUAUUCUAUAUAUUAGUAGUGUUGCUGCUGAUGCCAAGCAUGAAAGACGGUGCUAGUCUAAGACGAUACAAUCGUUCAAUGCACAGAAAUGCUGUCACCAGCAUUGGUGUAGUUAUCAACGGCAAUACUCGUGUGGGAAAGGAGCAGAAAAUAGCUAUGAAGAUUGCAGUUCGCGAUAUUUACAGAAACAGCUGCAGUCCUGUUACUCUGCAUGUUCGAGAUUUUCCUGAAGGCUUGGUACAUGCCACUAACAUUGCAUCCAAGCUUAUGUACAGUAAGAAAGUUGAAGUCUUAAUCGGAACGUUUUCAUUAACAGAAGCGGUAUUCUUAUCAGAAUUUCAUAAGAAUUUACUGGGAGUUCCUAUUUUUCUCUUAACUCCAACUGCAAUGUCUUCACCUUUAGUGCCACUGCCAUCUAAUUUGCUCCAAAUGUCCCAUCAUUUCUCUGUUCAUAUGCAAUGCCUUUCUGCUAUAGUUGGUCAUUUUCGAUGGAGAAGAGUGACAGUUAUAUACGAAAAAAGCAAUAUUUUUCCCAUGGAUUCUGCGUAUUUUGCUGCUCUAUCUGAUUCACUAAGGUCGGUUGAUGCAAUCAUAGAGCAGCAUAUAGCCUUCCCUUCUGUAAGUACCUUGUCAGAACCUGAUGUAGUCAUUGAAAAAGAGCUUUACAAUCUCAAAAGAGGGGGUAACCAUGUCUUUGUACUUCUGCAUUCUUCUCUUGAACUAGCCACGCGUCUUUUCCAAAAGGCGAAUGAGAUGGGGAUGGUAGAAAAAGGGUUUGUUUGGAUAAUAUCAGAUGAGAUUGCAAGUUUACUUGAUUCUGUCGACUCAUCAGUCAUUUCUUCUAUGCAAGGAGUCCUUGGAUACAAAACCAAUAUUUUUGACAGCAGUAAAUCCUACAAAGAGUUUGAGGUCAAAUUCAAGCAAAGUUAUAUUGCUAAAUUUCCUUAUGAUCAAGGAAAUCCAAAUCCAACUUUGUUUGCUUUGAGGGCAUAUGACAUGUUACACGCGAUUACUAAAAGUAAAAAUGCAGCAAUAAAGUCUAACUCUACAGAGUUGUUCCCCAACCUCUUGUUGAGUAACUUUGAAGGUUUGAGUGGGAAUGUAAGCUUUAGAAACGGCGAGCUAAAAGAUAUACCGACCUUCCAAAUUAUCAAUGUGGUCGGAAAAAGCUACAGGGAAUUAGCCUUUUGGUCCUCUGAGUUUGGAUUCUUUAAGAAACAAUCUUCAAAAACUGGUAGAAAGGAAACCAGAAAUUAUGGCCAAAAUCAUGACAUGCUUGUUGAAUUAGGCCCUAUUUACUGGCCAGGCGGUCUGCAGGAAGUUCCGAGAGGUUGGAAUAUUGGUGCUACCAGUGAAAAGCCGCUGAUAAUAGGUGUUCCUGCUUCUGGUGCUUUUCAUUUGGUCAAUGUAAGCAUUGUGGCACCUGACCAGACAUCCAUCACAGGAUUUGUCAUCGACGUAUUUAAUACUUCUCUUAAGUACCUUCCUUAUGAUCUUCCUUUCAAGUUGGUUCCAUAUUAUGGCAGAUAUGAUGAUCUGGUGCAUCAAAUCCAUCAGAGGGUCUUUGAUGCUGCAGUUGGUGAUUUUCUAAUACUAGAUGAAAGAUACAGGUGGGCUGACUUCUCCCAACCUUUUGUGAAAUCUGGAAUGAACAUGGUUGUCACAGUCAAAGAAGACAAGACAAAGGAUAUCUGGAUAUUUGCAAUGGUCUUCGAAAAGAAAUUGUGGAUUCUUUUCUUGUCAAUGGGCCUCUUCAUAGGAUUCGUUGUAUGGUUAGUAGAACGUCGAAGAAAUCCAGAAUUUGCUGAUGGUUCGGUAUCCCAGCAACUUGGGGCAGUUUUCUGGUUUUCCUUCACCUUACUUUUCUUUGCACAAAAGGAAUCGCCUAGGAGCAAUUUAUCCAAGAUUGUUCUUGUACCAUGGUAUCUCCUAAUAUUGAUGCUUACGAUAUAUUUCCAAGCUUCACUUACCUCCCUAAUGACAGUUUCUCAACUAUUACCGUCUGUGAAAGAUGUGGAGGCUCUGAGGGCAGAGAAUGCAGUUGUUGGAUGUAAUUGGAACUCCUUUGUCUGUACGUACUUAGUUCACGUGUUGCGAUUUAAACCAGAAAACAUUAAGCGAAUGCGAGCUGUUGAGGAAUAUCCUCCUGCUUUCGAAAGGGGUGAGAUCAAGGCUGCUUUCUUUGUUACCUUUCACGCGAAAGUUUUUCUGACAAAGUACUGCAGGGGAUACACUCUUGCAGGACCAACUUACAACUUCGGUGGUUUUGGCUUUGCAUUCCGGAAGGGCUCUGUAUUGUCUACAGACAUUUCACAGGCUAUUCUGAAGGCAACAGAAAAGGGAGAAAUAGAAGGUUUGGAGCAUGAGAUGUUCACCCGUUGCAAGUGCUCCACAUCAACAAUAAACAACAGCACCACAUUUGUAGGCCUUAAGCCUUUCUCCGGGCUGUUUUGCAUCUCUGGUGGCGUUGCAGCAGUAGCACUUCUAGUCAUUGUAUUUCCUUCAGUAGAGCUGCAAUCGCGAAUUUUGAGUGUUGUUAAGGAAGCAAUUUUAAGAAGCAGAAUAUGUUCAUGGUUGUCAAUGAUGUUGAGACACCGAACCAGGUUUAGAUUGCCAUGGUUGAGGCCAUAUCCCAAUUCAUAAGCAUAUGCAAAACAUUAUUAGCUGUUACACUGUAAAAACACAACUUAAUUAUUCUAACUUAUUUUAUCUGAAAAAUUAAUGUCUGGACUUAAUUUUUUCUGAACUUUUUUUUUUACUGGCCUUAUUUCUAUCUGGAAUAUAUUUUUAUGUAAUAAGUUAAAUAAGAUGAAACAAACAACAUGCCCUGACAGCCGUUUAAGGGAGGAUUAUAUAUCCACUUGGAAGAUCAAGAUGGACUAGCAAGUGAUCUUUUUUAAG